UUAUUUAAAAUGCUAAACAUUUAACGAAACACUCCUCGCAGAUAUUACGUUACCGGAGAGAGACAGUGUUUUGACUCUAGUCAGAAAGGCUAAAAACUAUCUGAAAUGCUACCGCCGAACAGACCCAAAAGCGAAAGGGCGACUGGCCAAAAUCGAAAACGGUAAUUGUCUUUCCUCUGCUUAUCGAGAGCUUCUUCUCGAUUAAUAGCCCGCACUAUAUCCGCCUUCUAUUCUCACUGCUCAGACUCUAUUUCCGCUGCUUCCUUUCCACCGCUCGCCGUUCCAUUUAGAUUCCCUUGUUCCACGGUCACUGGUCACCGUCACCGCGACUAUAAUCUUGGCACCGUCGCACUGCAAGCAGUUGUUAGCAGCUCAGCGUUCCUAAUCGAUUACUGAAUAGUAUGAUGCCUAUCUCCAGUAGAGUAUGAGAAUGGAUGUGGAAAAUUUAGUCUUACUAUCAGGGAAGCUUCAAUUAUAGCAUCGUUCCAGUCUUUCAUCUCCUAGCCGCGACAACCAUAUUUUGUGCAUCCCCACUUCCUAUCCCUCCCACAGUCUUACUAACCAGAAAUGAGAUAGAAGCUGAUGCCUUCAAAUCUUGCUUUAGCACCAUCUUUGCGUGCAAUUUUUGCAAAUUGAAGUUAAGAAUCCCCUUCAACUCGGCUUAGUAUGGUCUCCAAAACCCCACAAUCGUCUCUAUGUUGUAUUGCUGGUGCAUCAUCGCUUUCUUCAACAAUUACUUCAAGUGGUAAACUUUCUUCCUUGUUCGCUAAUCAACAUACAGACACCAGUUCAAAACCCAGAAACUCAAAUGAAGUCACUUGCAAUUCCAAAUAUGAACCAAGAAGCUCAAUCCCCAACCCUCAAAGCAAAACCCCACUCGAGAAAUUUUUGAACAUAAAUUGUAAGUCAGCUAAUAUCACUCUACAUGAAGCAAUUCACUUCUUCAAUUGCAUGAUUCAGAUGCAACCCACUCCUGUAAAUUCAUCAUUCAAUCUUUUGUUAGGUGCUCUGGCUAAAAAUAAGCACUAUUCUGAUGUUAUUUUGCUUUGCAAAAGAAUGAAUUCAGUUGGGUUGUUGUCAGACUUCAUUGCAUUGAAUAUCUUGCUUAAUUCCUGUUGCAAUGUGAAAAGGGUUUCUGAUGGUUUUGUGGUCAUGGGGGUAAUAAUGAGAAGGGGUUAUAGGCCAAAUAUUGUGACUUUUACUUCUUUGAUCAGGGGAUUGUGUAUGAAGGAUAAAAUUAGUGAGGCAGUUAGACUUUUCAAGAAAAUGGGCAUGUUUGGUUGCAGGCCUAAUGCAUUUACUUUUGGUACUUUGAUUAAUGGGUUGUGUCGAACAGGGCAUACAGGUGUUGCGCUUAAGUUGCUUGAAAAAAUGGUUAAUGGGAAUGGUGAAUCAGGCAUGAAUUGUAAACCUGAUAAAAUUUCUUAUUCUUGUAUUAUUGAUCGUCUUUGUAAGGAUGGUUUAAUAGAAAAGGCGAAAGAACUUUUUGUACAAAUGAAAGAUAUGGGGAUUUUUCCAGAUGUGGUUGUCUAUAGCUCGCUUUUACAAGGUCUAUUAUCUUUGGGUGAGUGGGAAGAUGCUAAAUGCUUAGUUAUUGAGAUGGUGGAUUCGGGUGUGCAACCUAAUGUGGUUACAUUUAGCAUGUUGAUUAAUGCACUUUGUCAAGAGGGAAAGAUAGAAGUGGCAUAUGGAUUAUUUGAACUGAUGGUUCAGAGUGGUGUAAAACCAAAUGCCUGUAGUUACAACUCAUUGAUUGAGGGCUAUUGUUUGGUGGGUAUGAUUGAUAAGGCGACAGAACUUUUUUCUUCUAUGGCGACUAAGGGGAUUCAACAUGAUGUUGUAAGCUACAACACAUUGAUCAAUGGUUAUUGCAAGAAUUGGAAGGUACAUGAAGCUAUGAAAUUGUACCGGGAUAUGAAGGGCAAAGGGAUUCGACCAACUGUCAUUACAUACAACAUCUUGUUUAAUGGUCUUUUCCAAGCAGGUAAGGUUGAGGAUGCACGGAAGCUAUUUGGCGAGAUGCAACAUCCAGAAAAUCAUGAUAUUUCACCGGAUUCCACUACUUAUUUAAUUUAUCUUCGUGGCCUUUGUGAAAAUGGUUGUGUUUCUGAGGCAAUGGAUGUGUUUCAUAGUUUAGAAACCUGCAAGUUUGAGUUAAGUGUUGAAAUAAUCAACUGCCUUAUUGAUGGCUUGUGUAAAACAGGAAAGCUUGACAUUGCUUGGGACCUUUUCUAUAAAUUGUUUAAUGGAGGUUUAAAGCCGACGGUUGUGACCUAUAAUGUCAUGAUCCAUGGACUUUAUAAAGAAGGCCAACCGGAGAUGGCAAAUGAUUUAUAUUUGGAAAUGGAGGAGAAAGGCUGCAUUCCGGACGUUGUGACCUAUAGUAUCAUGAUCCAUGGACUCUGCAAAGAAGGGCAAUUGGAGAAGGCAUAUGAUCUAUUUUUGGAGAUGGAGAAGAAAGGUUGUAUUCCAAAUGCGGUCACAUUUAAUUCCUUGAUGCGAGGUUUAUGCCAGAAUAAUGAGAAUGCAAAAGUUACUGACCUUCUUCAUAAAAUGGUAGCAAGAAAUGUGUCACCAAGUGCAGGUAUAUUCGAAACAGUAAUAGAGUGGCUCUCGAAGGAUGAUAACUACGACAAAUAUUUUAAAUUACUUCCACAAUUUCCUGUAUAAAAGCCAACGGAAAGCUGAUAUCAUAUGAUAAAACGGUGUCAACUAACAUUGGAAAAACACUCUAGGAGCUGCAACCACAAGCAUUUUGUAAAUUUCGAUUGUAUAACUGCAGUGAAAGCUUCCAAGGUGGGAUUUAUUCUUAACUUUUGUUUGACAUUUACCCCAAACUGGGAUUAAUUGUUUUCUUCAAGCAACGUCAAAAAAAUUGUAAAGUACAAGAAUUGAUUGAAUGAUAAAUUUGAUCUAUAUGAUUGGA
Jatropha curcas is the source of this 2926-nucleotide messenger RNA. RefSeq lists its product as uncharacterized. Lineage: Eukaryota; Viridiplantae; Streptophyta; Magnoliopsida; Malpighiales; Euphorbiaceae. The record is from RefSeq and is a predicted model, not a curated record. Gene Ontology annotation, molecular function: protein binding.